UGUUCGUGCGUCACGUCUUGCGGAAGUAAACAAUCCUCAGCUGACGUGGAGCAGCAGACGGACUGAACUAACCAGACCCGACUCAACUGGUUUAGGGAAACAUUUGUCGUACCAGUCUCUGUCUUGUUGUGUUAUAAGUUAAACUGUGUCUGUCGGCGUCGCCUGGACUCCUGGAAUAACUGACGGUCCGUGUUAGAAGCUUCUCUGUGCGGCAAGAUGGCGGCAGCUGAGGAGGCCAGCAAGCCGUUCGCCGGGCUGUCCGACGUCUCUAUCUCGGAGGACAUCCCGGUGGAGGGGGACAUCUCUGUGCCCGUCGGGUCGUCUAGGAGAGACGAUGAGUUCUCCACGCUGGACGAGCCGGUGAAGGAGACCAUCCUGCGGGACCUGCGGGCGGUGGGGAAUAAGUUUGUCCACGUGCUGUACCCGAAGCGGAGCUCGGCUUUGCUGCGGGACUGGGACCUGUGGGGUCCGCUGCUGCUCUGCGUGACGCUGGCCUUGCUGCUGCAGGGCGGCGCGGCCGACAGCGACGACCAGGGAGGGCCGCAGUUCGCUGAGGUCUUUGUCAUCGUCUGGUUCGGCUCCAUCAUCAUCACCCUCAACUCUAAGCUGCUGGGCGGCACAAUCUCCUUCUUCCAGAGCCUAUGUGUGUUGGGAUACUGCAUCAUGCCUCUGACAGUGGCCAUGGUCGUGUGCCGGAUUGUUUUGAUGGGCGGCUCGGGGGCGGUCAGCUUCGCCGUGCGGCUGGCAGUGGUGACAGUGUCCUUUGGCUGGUCCACAUUUGCCUCCACGGCCUUCCUUGCAGACAGCCAGCCUCCCAACCGUAAGGCGCUGGUGGUGUACCCUGUGUUCCUCUUCUACUUCGUAAUCGGGUGGAUGAUCCUGACGUUCUCGCCCUCACAGUAGAGGAGAAACAAAAGGGGACUGGAUUUGAGUUGAAUUGAUGAAGAUGAGGGAGGUUUUAACAGAGUGAAAGAACUCAAAACAACCACCAGAAUCUGCCUUUGAAUGAGGAUGAACGACUACUGAAGAGACCGAGUGUUUCUGAGCCCCUGAAACAGCAUUUAGACUCAUGGGACACCAAAGUUACUCCUUCAGCAGAAGCAGUGGCUCGCACUCAGAUGCAAAGAAGUCGAGUCGAGACCGUUCUGCAGAUGGAGUGUGAAAAAGCUGAUGAAUAUGUUUGGAUUUUUCCAGUUUGUCUCCUAAAAUAUGUUUACGAGCUGUGUAAAAUAAAAUCCAUAGGCUUGUAUAUAGAAAUACUCUGAAUGUUUAAACUACCAGGGCUACAAUUAUUUUUCUUUUCCCUCUUGGUCACUCUGGGUGUUAUGCCUCAUAUGGCCUCAAAGAUUGGUGCAAAAAUAGACUGACAGCUUAGAUUUACACACUACAUUCUGCAUUUGUAGAUAAUUAUCUGAUGCUUUUACAAAGCUUGACCAAGUUUCCGAACCGUUGAGCUGUUGUUGAGCAACUGUAGUGUUUGGCUCCAAUCACUCCUUUUCAGCAUUUUUAUUUUAGUAUUUUAGGGGCGUUUUUGUUUUUAUUUGACAGAUGACAGAUGGUUCUCAGCCACACCCAAACCUGGGACAUCUCUGUUCAUGCUCUACUCCUUAAAUCCCUCCCGACCACCAGAGCAUUCCCAAACCAGUGUUUUAAAUCAGCCAAUGGAGAGAGAGGGCUCUCUGAUUGACUGUUGUCCAUUCAAAAGAAUAGGGAAAUACGCUUAUUCGCUGUCUUACCAAGAGAGAAAAGUGAUACUGGGGUUGCAACUAAUGAUUUUUUAAUGGCAGAAAAUAUUGAAAAAUCCCUGUUACAAUAUCCCACAAACCAAUGUCUUUAAUGUCUUGAUGUCUUUAAGUUUCUUGUUUUAUACAGUAAAAUGGGACGGGUGUAAUGUAUUGAAGAAAAGUAUCAAAUCCUCUCAUUUGAGACUGAGCAAAUGUUUUGGUGUUUUUGCUCAAAAAACAAAUAAAUGAUUAAUCAGUCGUCAAAAUAUCUGUUUGACAGAUUUAAUAAUCUAGACCUGCAAUGAUUUGUCAACUUAAAAACUUUAUCUGCUAUUAUUAUUUUUUUAUCACUCUAAACGUAAUCUCUUUGGGUUUUGGAUUGUUGCUCGAACGAAACAAAAUUUUUAAAGAUGUUAACAAGGACUCUGGGAAAAUAUAGCAAGCGAAGUGAGUUUCUGCACAGGCUGAUACAUUCACACCUAUUUGUUGUCCCUCUCUGAUGUGGGCAGAUUACAAAACACACAGACUAUCAUUUGGGGCCUAAUCGUGUUGUCUGGUUGUUUUUGCCUCCAACUUUUCUUCUCCCAGAGGUAAAACACCACAGACUGACCACACCACAGCUCCGCAAAGCAAAACUUUACAGUGCCAGGUGCAACAAUUCUCAGCUUCACCAUUUAAAUUGACUCACAGUGGAGUGAACAUAGUAGUAAUAUAACUAAAGACCACUGACUUGUUGUGUCCUCGUCCGUCUCUGCUGGCAGAACCACUGCCCACAUCCCUGCUCAGAUGCUUUUUCAGUGAUUGAAGUACAGUUAUGACAUGAGACAAAGUAGUAAUUCAGCCUCAUUAUCAGGAUGGUUAUAUCCUCUAAUGCAGGCACGCCGCACAGUGGCAGUCAGCUGUUUGUUCCUGUGUUGUGUUCAAGUGCGACUUUCACCAUGUCAGCCUUUGUCUGUGCUUCUCCUGUGAGGUCAACUUGGUGUGUCGGGGUCCUUACAUUGUAAAAAGUAGAGAAGAAGCUCAAACCUCUUGGCUGCAGUAAAAGAGAGUUAUAAUCACAGUAGUGACAGUAGUCAGUACUAAAUAUCUAGCUAGUUAGACUGGUUUAUGUGUCUUUUUCCUGUAGAUAGCAAAAUAUUUAAGCCAUUAAAAACAGCAGCAGACAACAGGUUUUAGCUGUCAAAAUGAUACAAGGAGAAAUUCAUCUGAAAGAGUAGGAAGUAGGGACCAGAAUGCAUUGCAGCAGUCAGAUUGUUUGGGUUUAGAGUAAGGGGUGAUUCCGUUUUGUCAAAUCAUUAAAUGUCAUCAUGAUCUCUGUCUUUACCUCCACAGGGGAAUGAUCACACUUUCAGACUGUUAACAUACAGAAAUGGAAGCAUGUAGACUCAAUGCUCCUUGCAGGGUUAAAAGGUGCAUUCUGGGAAAUGAAGGAAAUCAGAAACUGGUGUAGAAGGUGAUGCAGGUUGAGGAAAAGUGGGUAGCACAGUGAUUUUAGUCCUUAAACGUAUGAAUCUCUGACUCUGCUUUGUGGCUAUGAUCAGUCUACUAACCUGCCUGAUGACCUUUAACUUUUGACCCCUGCUCUGUAGUCAGAUAGUCACCUCAGUUCUAUCAAAUCACUAGGGGUAUCUUUGUUCAUUUCUUUUAAUUUAUAUGUAUUAAUUUACAUCAACAAAUGAAAAAGAUUAAAAUAUAUUUGA
Molecule: messenger RNA, 3424 nt
Organism: Seriola dumerili (greater amberjack)
Lineage: Eukaryota; Metazoa; Chordata; Actinopteri; Carangiformes; Carangidae
Gene: yipf6
Product: Yip1 domain family member 6
Exons: 2
Coding region: 217-903 (228 amino acids)
Biological process (GO): endoplasmic reticulum to Golgi vesicle-mediated transport
Cellular component (GO): trans-Golgi network; membrane
Source: RefSeq, a predicted model, not a curated record